Phyllostomus discolor (pale spear-nosed bat) is the source of this 6024-nucleotide messenger RNA. It is a transcript of the gene FER1L6, whose product is annotated as fer-1 like family member 6. Bases 36 to 5606 code for a protein of 1856 amino acids. Gene Ontology annotation, biological process: plasma membrane organization. Gene Ontology annotation, cellular component: membrane. The transcript has 40 exons. Lineage: Eukaryota; Metazoa; Chordata; Mammalia; Chiroptera; Phyllostomidae. The record is from RefSeq and is a predicted model, not a curated record.
GUGUUUAUGUUUUUCUUCAUCUUUUCAGAAAGGGGAUGUUUGGGAAGCUGAAGAAGAAGAAGAAUAAAGCAGAGAAGGGGUUGAUCCUAGCCAACAAGGCUGCCCAAGAUGGUCAAGGUGAAGCUGAAGCACCGGAGGAGCGCCCUUCUCACCAGGACAGAGCGGGAGGAGAUUUGAUUUAUGAUGACACGUCUAUCCCUCCUGUCCCCUCAGCAACUCCAAAGAGAAGAUCAAAACUGAUGACUAAGAUCCACGAUGGGGAGGUCAGAUCCCAAAAUUAUCAAAUCGCCAUAACCAUCACCGAGGCCCGCCAGCUGGUGGGCGAGAACAUCGACCCGGUGGUGAUCAUUGAGGUUGGGGACGAGAAGAAGCAAAGCACAGUGAAGGAGGGAACCAACAGCCCAUUUUACAAUGAAUACUUUGUCUUCGACUUCAUUGGGCCCCAAGUGCAUCUUUUUGACAAGAUCAUCAAAAUCUCAGUUCUGCACCACAAGCUGAUAGGAAGCAUACUGAUCGGGGCCUUCAAAGUGGACCUGGGCACCGUGUACAACCAGCCUGGUCAUCAGUUCUGCGACAAGUGGGCCCUGCUCACAGACCCCGGUGACAUCAGGACUGGCACGAAGGGGUACCUGAAGUGUGACAUCAGCGUGAUUGGGAAGGGCGACGUCUUAAAGACCAACCCGAAGACCCCCGAUGCUGAGGAGCAAAUAGAAAAGAACCUUUUGAUCCCUCAAGGCUUCCCGUCAGAGAGGCCCUGGGCCAGAUUCUACGUGAGGCUGUACAGAGCAGAAGGGCUGCCCAAAAUGAACUCCAGCAUCAUGGUGAAUGUCACCAAAGCGUUUGUGGGUGACAGUAAGGACCUCGUGGAUCCCUUCGUGGAGGUCUCCUUUGCUGGGCAGAUGGGGCGAACCACGGUGCAGAAGAACUGCGCCGAUCCCGUGUGGCACGAGCAGGUGGUCUUCAAGGAGAUGUUCCCUCCCUUGUGUCGGAGGGUGAAAAUCCAGGUGUGGGAUGAAGGCAGCAUGAACGAUGUAGCCCUGGCAACCCAUUUCAUAGACCUGAAGAAAAUCUCCAAUGAACAGGAUGGAGAUAAAGGCUUCCUGCCUACCUUCGGGCCCGCCUGGAUUAACCUGUACGGCUCACCCAGGAACCACAGCCUGAUGGACGACUACCAGGAACUGAAUGAAGGCUUUGGAGAAGGCGUGUCAUUCCGGGGCCGAAUUUUGGUAGAAAUCGCUGUGGAAAUCCUCUCAGGAGGGGCACAGGAGUCUAAAUUUUCCAAGGCGCUCAAGGACCUCAAGCUGUCUUCGAAAGACAAAGACUCGAAAUCUUCCAAGGGCUCCAGUAAGGACAAGGGCGACAGAACUGAUGAUGCGAAACCCCAGCCGGCUUCGGACAAAACCAACUCCACUGAUGUUGAAGUAGAACCUUUUGACGUACCCCCAGAGAUUGUACCAGAAAAAUAUGAGGAAUUUUUACUCUUUGGAGCAUUUUUUGAAGCUACCAUGAUUGACCGGAAGAUUGGAGAUAAACCCAUCAGCUUCGAAGUUUCCAUUGGUAAUUUUGGGAACUUGAUCGAUGGAGGGUCCCAUCACGGGAGCAAGAAGAAGUCGGCGGAGUCGGCUGAAGAAGACGCCCUUCCGCUGCUGCAGGAAGGAGAAAGGGGCGCAGCCCCCGAGGCGGCCGUCCCCAUGGCCUCCACCACUCGCCCAGAGAAGCCCCUCGUGACGGAAGGGAACAGGAAUUACAACUACUUGCCAUUUGAGGCCAGGAAGCCCUGCGUCUACUUCACCAGUUCCUGGGGGGACCAGACGUUCAGGCUGUACUGGUCCAACAUGCUGGAGAAGAUGGCAGACUUGCUGGAGGAAAGCAUAGAAGAGGUGAGAGCCUUGGUCAAGGUUUCGGAGGAAGCACCGGAGGAGAAGAUGAAGACGGUGCUCGGCGACUUCAUCAGUCAAAGCAGUGCCUUUAUCUCUGAAGCAGAGAAAAAGCCCAAGAUGCCGAACCAAACUACUUUAGAUAAGAAACGACUUACGCUCUGUUGGCAGGAGCUGGAGGUGAUGGCCAAGAAGGCCAAGGGGAUCAUUCAGCAGCAGAAGAAAAAGUUAUCACUCAAUGAAAUGAUCCAUGAAGCCCAAAAUUUUGUGGAAAAAAUCCGCUUUCUUGUGGAUGAGCCGCAGCACACCAUCCCCGACGUCUUCAUCUGGAUGCUCAGCAACAACAAGAGGGUCGCGUACGCCCGCAUCGCCUCCAAAGACCUGCUCUACUCCCCCGUCAGGGAGCAGAUGGGCAAGUACUGUGGAACCAUCAAAACUCAUUUCCUCAAACUCCCUGGAAAACGGGCCGCUGGCUGGUCGGUGCAAGCCAAAGUCGACGUGUACCUGUGGCUGGGCUCCAGCAGACACUCGGGCGCCAUUCUGGACAACUUGCCAGCGGGCUAUGAAGCAGAAGUGUCGUCCUCAGUGGCCGGCUCCAGCCACCCUCCAGCCAGCCUGGUCUACCAAGACCGGCACAUCUUUCAGCUGAGAGCGCACAUGUACCAAGCCCGGGGCCUGAUCGCGGCCGACAGCAACGGACUUUCAGACCCAUUUGCCAAGGUCACGUUCCUUUCCCACUGCCAGACCACAAAGAUCAUUUCCCAGACUCUCUCCCCGACCUGGAACCAGAUGCUGCUGUUCAAUGACCUGGUGCUGCACGGAAACCAUAAGGAGCUGGCGGAGGCCCCGCCUCUGGUGGUGGUGGAGCUGUAUGACAGUGACGCGGUGGGAAAGCCAGAGUACUUGGGCGCCACCGUGGCUGCUCCUGUGGUGAAGCUGGCGGACCAGGACUAUGAGGCGCCCAGGCUGAGCUAUCACCCCAUCUUUUGUGGGAACCUCUCUGGAGGGGACCUCCUUGCCGUGUUUGAGCUGUUACAGGUCCCUUCGUCUGGGCUGCAAGGGCUCCCUCCCAUUGACCCGCCGGAUGUCACCCAGAUCUACCCGGUCCCUGCCAGCAUCCGGCCCGUGCUGAGUAAAUACCGAGUGGAGGUUCUCUUCUGGGGCGUCCGAGAGAUGAAGAAGGUGCAGCUGCUCUCGGUGGACCGUCCGCAGGUUCUCAUCGAGUGUGCGGGACGAGGAGUCAAGUCCUGUGUGAUCCAGAGCUACAAGAACAACCCAAACUUCAGCAUCCAGGCCGACGCUUUCGAAGUGGAGCUGCCUGAGAAUGAGCUGCUGCACCCGCCCCUGAGCAUCUGCGUGGUGGACUGGAGAGCUUUCGGGAGGAGCACCCUGGUGGGCACCUACACCAUCAACUGCUUGAAGCAGUUCUUGUGUAAAUCCAGGGAGCGCCUCGCCCUCCCCUCACAGGUGGAUGGAACCCAAGCUGGGCAAGACUUGCUGCUGGCCACUGAGCCCUCUGGGCCCCUCAGCUCCUCCCAGGAGCCCCCAACAGAUCACAUUUAUGUGGAUGUAGAGCCACCGGCCACAGCGGUGCCGGACCCUGCCCAGGUUCAGCUGGCUGGCCUGGUGGACGUCCCUGACUCGUCCCCUAUGCUGGAGCCGGAACACACACCCACAGCCCAGGAGCCGCCAAAGGAUGGGAGAGCUAAGGAUGCCAGGAAAUCUUGCCGGAGGUCUAGCAAAAGGAGAAAGAGGACCAUAGCGGAUGAAUCUGCUGAGAACGUCAUCGACUGGUGGUCCAAAUACUAUGCUUCCCUGAAGAAAGCACAGAAGGAAAAGGAGAGAAAUCGCAAAGAGAAAAAUGGCGAUACAGAGGCAAAACCAGAUGACGUCGUGGUGAAUAUAGAAGAAGGCCCAAAGAGGAAGAAAGACAAAUUGCUCAAGAAGAAAGUCAAAGAAGAUGACAUCCCCAACCUGGCUGUCUUGAAGAUAUACGAUGGCGACCUCGAGAGUGAGUUUAAUAAUUUUGAAGACUGGGUGAAAACCUUCGAGCUCUUCAGAGGGAAGUCUACUGAAGACGACCAUGGCCUCGAUGGGGACCGAGUCAUAGGGAAGUUUAAGGGCUCUUUCUGCAUUUACAAAAGCCCCGAGGAUUCCAGCUCUGAGGACAGAGGACAGCUGAGAAUCCAGCAAGGGAUCCCACCCAACCACCCGGUCACAGUCCUGAUCAGGGUGUACAUUGUGGCGGCAUUCAAUCUCAGCCCCGCUGAUCCGGAUGGAAAAUCAGAUCCCUACAUCGUGGUCAGACUUGGCAAAACGGAAAUCAAAGACCGAGACAAAUACAUCCCCAAACAGCUGAACCCCGUAUUUGGAAGGUCAUUUGAGAUCCAGGCCACGUUCCCAAAGGAGUCCCUGUUGUCCGUCCUGAUCUACGACCACGACAUGAUCGGGACAGACGACCUCAUCGGCGAGACCAGGAUCGACCUGGAGAACCGCUUCUACAGCAAACACCGAGCCAUCUGUGGCCUCCAGAGCCAGUACGAGAUAGAAGGAUACAAUGCCUGGAGAGAUGCAUCCAAACCCACUGAAAUCCUCACCAAGCUUUGCAAAGACAACAAGCUGGAUGGACCCUACUUUCGACCUGGGAAAAUACAGAUCGGGAACCAGGUCUUUUCUGGAAAGACAGUCUUCAGUGAAGAGGACACUGAUGAGACGGUGGAGUCUUAUGAGCACUUGGCCCUCAAGGUUUUACACUCUUGGAGUGACAUCCCAGAGGUGGGGUGCAGGCUGGUUCCUGAGCACAUCGAAACCCGGCCGCUGUACCACAAGGACAAGCCAGGAAUGGAGCAGGGCCGCCUACAGAUGUGGGUGGACAUGUUUCCCAAAGAUAUGCCUCAGCCGGGACCUCCUGUUGACAUUUCACCACGGCAACCCAAAGGAUAUGAAUUGAGAGUGACCAUCUGGAACACUGAAGAUGUUAUUUUAGAGGAUGAGAAUAUUUUCACAGGACAAAAGUCAAGUGAUAUUUAUGUUAAAGGGUGGAUAAAGGGCUUGGAAGACGACAAGCAGGAGACGGACGUGCACUACAACUCCCUGACCGGCGAGGGGAACUUCAACUGGCGCUUCCUGUUUCCGUUUCAGUACCUGCCCCCUGAGAAGCAGAUAGUCAUCACCAAGAGGGAGAACAUCUUUUCCUUGGAGAAGAUGGAGUGUAAGGUGCCAGCCGUGUUGGUGCUCCAGGUGUGGGAUUUUGAAAGGCUCUCCUCGGAUGACUUCCUGGGCUCCCUGGAAAUGAACCUCAAUAGUUUCCCCCGGGCAGCCAAGUCCGCCAAAGCCUGUGAUCUCACCAGGUUUGAAAAUACAAGCGAGGAGAACAAGAUCUCCAUAUUCCAGCAAAAGCGUGUGCGUGGCUGGUGGCCUUUCGCUAAAAGCAAAGAACUCACAGGGAAGGUGGAAGCCGAGUUCCACCUGGUUACCGCAGAAGAAGCUGAGAAAAACCCCGUGGGGAAAGCACGAAAGGAGCCAGAGCCCCUGGCCAAGCCCAAUCGCCCAGACACCUCCUUCUCCUGGUUCGUGAGCCCCUUCAAGUGCCUGUACCACCUCAUCUGGAAGAAUUACAAGAAGUACAUCAUCAUUGCUUUCAUUCUGAUCAUCCUCAUCAUCUUCCUGGUCCUCUUCAUCUACACCUUGCCAGGAGCCAUCAGCCGAAAGAUCGUUGUGGGCUCAUAGGGGGUCAUGGAGGACCAGACCCUCCCUUUCUACUAAUCCUCUCUUCUUCCUCACCUGUAAGCGUAUGAGAACCUGUGCUCUGUGCAGGCAUUGCACUGGGGGCUAAUGGGAUGAACCCAGAGGUCCAAGAACCAGUCCCUACGUGUAAGGACAGAUCAGGUCUUCUUGGAGGAGAUGGGAAGGGAGCAGUCCCUGCCAUCACAUUCAGAAGCUUGAGGUCAUGUUUCACCUGUGGGCAGCAUGAAAUAAUGACUCCUUCCCCUUGGGGUCAUCAACGGGGACCUCAUAUGGACUUAAGUGAAUGUUUUCUUUAUGCAACUGAUUUUAUCCUGAGAAGUUUAAUUCUGGGUCUGAGAUUUUAUUGGAAGUACUUUCUUUUAAAUAAAAACUUGACAGCAAAUAAACUGAACACAUGUUA